This is a messenger RNA of Cygnus atratus (black swan), 1392 nucleotides long. It is a transcript of the gene C1QC, whose product is annotated as complement C1q C chain. Gene Ontology annotation, molecular function: protein binding. The record is from RefSeq and is a predicted model, not a curated record. NCBI's taxonomy places the organism in Eukaryota, Metazoa, Chordata, Aves, Anseriformes, Anatidae. The coding region runs from base 193 to 930 and encodes 245 amino acids. The transcript is spliced from 3 exons.
GCUGUGGAGGAGGCAGAAGCACUGCCAGGCACUCCAGCUGCUCACGUCUCGUGGGGGCAUGCAUGCCUUUCCUUCCCGGUGGAAGACCCUUUCCCCUGGGCCAGGGACUGUGCUGGGAGAUCCCCAGCUGAUGGGAACUCGAUCCUCUUGUGCAGAAAAAGGCAGGCUGCUGCUGGAGAAAGGAGCUCCAAAAUGAGGCAGAGCUUUUGGGAGCAGUUCUGUCUGGCCCUCACUCUCCUACCUCUGCACCUGGGGUCUGCAGUGACCGGAGAUCCCUCCCACAGCUGCUAUGGGGCUCCAGGCCUGCCAGGCAUGCCAGGUGUGCCAGGCAAGGAUGGCCGAGAUGGGCUGAAGGGAGCCAAAGGCGAGCCAGGCAUCCCAGCCAUUCCCGCUACACGAGGUCCCAAGGGUAUGAAAGGGGAGCCAGGCAGUCCUGGCCUGCCAGGCAAGACCGGCCCCGUCGGUCCCCCUGGUCCCCCUGGAGACCCCGGGGAGAUGGGCACUGCCGGAGAGCCAGGCAUGCCAGGCAGCUACAAGCAGAAGCACCAGUCGGCAUUUUCAGUGACAAGGCAGACUGCUGAGCACCCCUUAAAGAACAUCCCCGUGGUCUUCAACCACAUCAUCACCAACACCAACAACGACUACAACACCACCACAGGCAAGUUCACCUGCAAGGUCCCUGGCCUCUACUACUUCGUCUUCCACAGCUCACAGACAGCCAACCUCUGCGUCAUGCUAUACAAGAACAUGAGAAAGAUGGCCAGCUUCUGUGACCACAAGACCAACACCAUGCAGGUCAGCUCAGGUGGUAUCCUCCUCCACCUGGAGGCUGGGAACGAGGUCUGGCUGGAGGUGAAUGACUACAAUGGCAUGGUGGGCAUCGGUGGCUCCGACAGCAUCUUCUCGGGGUUCCUGCUCUUCCCAGAAUAGGGGAGCACCUGAGCUCAGCCCAGCACACCAAGCCCUUUGCCCUGCCCUGCAAAUUCUGUUGCUCGCUGCCAGGCCAUUGCUCAUGUCCCAGGUUUCUCUGCUGGGUGGGAAGCUCCAGCAAGCGAGUCCGCCCCAGCCACAAUCCCCUGGCUUGGGGAUUGCGUGCAGACAGUCACUGAACAAGGGGGCCAGGCACAUCCAGCUGGAUCUGUGCCUGCAGUGACAGCACCGAGCCCCUGGAGUCCUGUUGGCACUGCCUUGUGCAGCAAAACAUUUCCACCUCCCAAGCACUGCCCUGAUAACACCCCGUUACCUUGUGCUGCUGGAGCCAGGGCUCAAGAGUCUUUCUGUGUCUCUCCCCUUCCCACACUGGAUGCACCGGGGACAGUCAGGGGUCCUGGAGCAGGUUGCAAGCAACAGCUUUGCCAUGAGCUGGUUGUGGAAAGUGUCAAUAAAUCCUUC